Messenger RNA from Micromonas commoda, 502 nucleotides. RefSeq lists its product with no specific name. The transcript is spliced from 2 exons. Gene Ontology annotation, molecular function: S-adenosylmethionine-dependent methyltransferase activity. Lineage: Eukaryota; Viridiplantae; Chlorophyta; Mamiellophyceae; Mamiellales; Mamiellaceae. The record is from RefSeq and is a predicted model, not a curated record. The annotation marks the transcript as partial.
GGCCUGGAGAAGUCCCGCCGCGAUCUCACGUCCCGCGCGACGGGCGACGUGCUCGAACUGGGCGUCGGGACGGGCCUGAACCUUCCCGGGUACGACCUCCGCGCGGGCGGCGCGAUCCGGUCCCUCACCGCCGUGGACAUUAGCGGCGGGAUGCUCAACGAGGCCAGGACACGAGCCGACGAGCUCGGGUUCCGGGCGGCGAAGCCUCCUCCCGUCCGGUUCGUCGUGGCCGACGUCGAGAACCUGCCGUUCCCGGACUCGACCUUCGACUGCGUGGUGGACACGUUCUCCCUGUGCGUGUUCGAGCACCCGGAGACGGCGCUCGCCGAGUUGCGUCGCGUGCUCAAACCCGGCGGCGUCGCGCUGCUCGUGGAGCACAGCAGAAGCCAAAUCGGUCCUUUGGGGGCGUAUCAGGACGCCGUCGCCGCGCCCGUCAAGGCGCUGGCCAAGGGAUGCGCGUGGAACCAGGACGUGGUGGGUUUGGUGGAGGGCGCGGGGCUGA